Messenger RNA from Triticum dicoccoides, 1119 nucleotides. Its product is annotated as F-box protein PP2-B10-like. The record is from RefSeq and is a predicted model, not a curated record. NCBI's taxonomy places the organism in Eukaryota, Viridiplantae, Streptophyta, Magnoliopsida, Poales, Poaceae. Bases 90 to 887 code for a protein of 265 amino acids. The transcript is spliced from 3 exons. Gene Ontology annotation, molecular function: protein binding.
CCCCGAAUCAAUCAAUCAAAUCAACUUCCUCCCGAGUGUUUCGUCAUCGGAUCGAACACAGCCAGGCCGCGGAGGCGGAGGAGGAGCCGAUGGAGCCCGGCCAGUGCGAGAUCGCGCGCCUGCCGGAGGAGAUCCUGUCGGCGGCGCUCUCCCGCACGUCGCCGCGCGACGCCUGCCGCGCCGCGGCGGUCUCCCCGGCGUUCCGCGCCGCCGCCGACUCCGACGCCGUGUGGGCCUGCUUCCUGCCGCCGCCCGCCGACCUCCCGCCGCUGGCCGACGGGGAGCUGCUGCUGCCGCCGCGCGGGAAGAAGGGCCUGUUCCUCCGCCUCUCCGGCAGCCCCGCCCUCCUCCCAGGCGGACUGAGCAUGUGGCUGGACAGGGAGAGCGGCGCCAAGUGCUACAUGGUGCCGGCGAGGGACCUGUCCAUCGCGUGGCGCGACACGCCGCGCUACUGGACGUCCUGGAUCCAUCUCGCCGACUCAAGGUUCCCUGAGAGUGCUCAACUCAGGUUCGUUUGCUGGUUGGAAAUCCGCGGCAGGAUACACAGCAAGAUGCUGUCCCGAGGCUCAGCUUACGCCAAUUACAUGGUGUACAAGUUGGACGACGAGUCCUACGGGCUGGAUUGGCCGGCCGAUGCAUCGGUGAGCAUUGGAGGCACUGACCUUGCCCGCAAGGUCUGCCUCCAACCUAACCCGCAAAGAAGCCAUGCAGAGGAUGUGGUGCUCCCUCGUGAAAGGGGUGAUGGUUGGAUGGAGCUGGAGCUAGGAGAGUUUGUCUGCGAGGGGGAUGAAGAUGGCGACGUUUCCUUCGGUCUGGCGGAGACGAAACGUUUGAACGGCAAGGGCGGUCUCAUCAUGCAGGGAAUCGAGAUAAGGCAUAAGAAUUAAAACGGACUAAUUAUGGGAGGAGCUUCUGGGAUUAAACCGAUCGUAUCCACGGUUUAAUCCAGUAUAUAAGGGAAACUGAGGCAUCAUAUUUUCUUGUAAUGUGUGUUUUUAAACUGCUGUCUUGGGUUUCAUUCUAUUUCUAUUGAUGUGACCGAUGAAUCAUUUUUGCUUGUUUCAUCUUAAAAGAAGAAACAGUUGAUGCAGAGAGGAAUAUUACCCUCUCUCUGUUGUA